Messenger RNA from Ictidomys tridecemlineatus (thirteen-lined ground squirrel), 415 nucleotides. The record is from RefSeq and is a predicted model, not a curated record. NCBI's taxonomy places the organism in Eukaryota, Metazoa, Chordata, Mammalia, Rodentia, Sciuridae.
CUCAGGACGCCCACUGUCAUGGAGGCCAGAGCACUUUGGGUGCUGCUGCUGGUCCUGGCCCUGGGGUCCUCUGGAAGGGCUGAGGAGUACAUCGGCCUGUUGGAAAGCCAGUGUGCCAUCCCGGGCAGUGAGAGAGUGGACUGUGGCUACCCUGCCAUUGGCAAGGAGGACUGCAAUAACCGCGGCUGCUGCUUUGACUCCAAGACUCCAGGGGUGCCCUGGUGCUUCAAGCCUCUGCAGGAGACAGAAUGCACGUUCUGAAGCUCUGCUCUCUGUGGCCUGGGAUGGCACCUGCCUGUGGAUGGUGGCUGGCAGAGGGGGCUGCCCGUCACGGCUCCCCCUGCUCUGGGCAGGCGCGUCAGCUGAACACUCCUGUCCAGGGUCUGCUGUCUAAAGAAUAAAGCUCUCAUGCUCA